Molecule: messenger RNA, 1899 nt
Organism: Mercurialis annua (annual mercury)
Lineage: Eukaryota; Viridiplantae; Streptophyta; Magnoliopsida; Malpighiales; Euphorbiaceae
Product: LRR receptor-like serine/threonine-protein kinase GHR1
Exons: 9
Coding region: 1-1899 (632 amino acids)
Molecular function (GO): protein binding
Source: RefSeq, a predicted model, not a curated record
AUGACUUCCGUGUCGGAGGUCGUGGAAUUGAAGCCCGUUGUGAUUGUGGAGACCUUGCUUCUUCUUUUAACGGUGUACAUGCCUGGCGCGACGACGAUGCUGAUGAUGAGUUCUCCGGAAGCAAUGAUGGACAUUUUGAGACACUGGUGUAGGACUGGGAUUUUGACGAGUAGGAUUAUGUCCCUUGUAGCGACUUUUUGCCUGAGUGAAUGCAACUGGAAAGGUUGUUCGAUUGUGUUAACAUUGAUUUCUUUUGUCAUUUUUUCUAAUGGAGCAUGCGCCUAUACAGCCCGUAAUAUUUUAUAUCCCAAAGUUGGAAUUUGCAACUUUGGUUACCAUAAUCAGAAUGUUAUACAUCUAUUUAAUGACUUGGCUCAUUUUUCGUGCUUGAAACAAGUUCCUCUUUUCAAGCUGCAUCUUUCUCAAGUUUCGAAGCUGAAUCAAUCCGUCUCUUAUAGAAGCUGUAAUUUCAGCAAAUUUAGUAAGUAUCACGUAGCCUUUUCUGCGUCUUAUUCUAUUCAAUGGCAUUUACAAUUGCUUGAAUUUAAGAAGGGUAUGAAGCAUGACCCUCGGGUUAUGUCCUUCAAUCUUGGAAGGAGGAGUCCAUUGAUUUUGAUGGAUGACCGUCUUCUUGGAAUGUAUGUUUGCAAACCUUACACAGCUUGCAAGUUGUCCAUGGAAAAUAACUUUUUGACAGGCAAGCUUCCGGACAAUAUUGUCAGCUUCAGAAGCCUCGAGUUCUUGGACGUGUCUAACAAUCUAUUUUCGUUUACUUUACCAAAUGGGUUUGUUAAAUUAGGGAGCUUAAAGAACUUCUCCUUAGUUUGUAAUAACUUUUCUGGCUCAAUUCCAGAUUCUUUUUCUGGACUUGUAUCGGUCCAGUUUGUGGACUUGAGUCGCAAUUCCUUUUCUGGGUCACUGCCAACCACUAUGACUGAGAUGAAUAACCUGCUAUAUUUGAAUCAUUCUUUCAAUAGGUUGAUUAAGAGAAUUCCAAGGGGUUUUGAGCUCAUUUCUGGUCUACAAGUGCUCGACUUGCAUGGGAAUAAGUUUGAUGGCCAUCUAGAUGGGAAGUUUUUUCUUCUUACUAAUGUCAGCUAUGUUGAUUUGAGUGUGAAUAUGCUGGUCAGCUCUAGUCCUGAGAAGUUGUUGCUGGGUAUUUCUGAAAGCAUUAAGCACCUGAAUCUCAGCCACAACCAGCUCACUGGAUCAUUGCUGGCGGAUGUGCGCUUAUGUGCAAGCUUGAAGAUUUUGGACUUGAGAUACAAUCAUCAUUCCGGGGACUUGCCUGGAUUUGAUUUUGCUUAUCAACUUCAAGUCCUGAGGCUCCGCAAUAACUUGUUUUCAGGGUCUGUUCCUAAUGAUUUACUGAAAGGAUAUUCAUCACUUUUAACUGAAUUGGAUUUGAGUGCCAACAAUCUCUCAGGACCAAUAAGUAUGAUAUUGUCAAUAACAUUACGCGUCCUUGAUCUCUCAUCCAAUGGGCUUACUGGCGAACUUCCUUUAGUGACAGGAAGUUGUGCUGUGCUUGAUCGGUCAAACAACCAAUUUGAAGGAAAUCUAACCAAGAUAAUCAAGUGGGGAAUAUUGAAAACCUUGAUCUUAGCCAGAAUCCUUCAAGUCCUAGAUCUUAGUUCCAACCAGUUGGAUGGACCACUUCUUUGUGUGCAAGUCAAGAAAGAGCACUCUCUUGAGUGUGAAUGCAAUAUUCUGCUGAUUAUGGAAGGUCCGAUGUGUCAACUGGCCCUUGAUCGGCCUGAUGUCGUGGGCCGGCUGAAGGCCGGCCGACCUGCCUUCCUUUGGGUCUUGACCGGUUCGAUUCAAAUCGAACCGGUUGGGCUUGGGUUUGGCUCCGUUUUUCUGAAUUCUUCUGACUUUGACUAUUUGAUCCUGUUUUAA